Xyrauchen texanus (razorback sucker) is the source of this 1239-nucleotide messenger RNA. RefSeq names its product coiled-coil-helix-coiled-coil-helix domain-containing protein 7-like. The record is from RefSeq and is a predicted model, not a curated record. Bases 170 to 436 code for a protein of 88 amino acids. Lineage: Eukaryota; Metazoa; Chordata; Actinopteri; Cypriniformes; Catostomidae. The transcript is spliced from 4 exons.
CGUCAAUGUGAGUAUACGCAACAUUAAACGUGCUACUUAGUGGAGAGCACACACUAUCUGUGUUUAAAUACAAAACGUGUCUUUGUAUGAUAUAAACCGCGUAAUUUAUGCGUUAGGUUACUCUGUCACUGGUUUGAAUGACAGCGAGCUGUGACACGGAUUAAGUUGGAUGAUGAAUAACAAAUCAGGUGCACGGAAAGUUCGGAAUGUUGAUAUCAACCCAUGCAUCGAGGAGAGCGACGGUUCCCAAAAAUGUUUGGAUGCAUAUAACUAUGAUAAGAGCAUGUGCUCUGCAUACUUCUUGAGGUAUAAAAACUGCAGGAAGUACUGGCAUGGUGUGAUGCUGCAGCGUCGGCGUGACGGAGUGAAGCCGGACAUGCCGACUGCUGAGGAGCGACAGGAGAUCAUGGCGGCUCUCGGAGGGAAGCCGUACUGACUGCACAGCAGCAUUCAGAGCUCAUGUGCUGAUUCGGUAUAACAGAGAUCUCUCACAGAGGCACAUUAUGGCUUGAAGGAUUAAUUGAAAUGCAGUCCAGUACUGUGUGGGGGAAGAGGACAUUUAGUGAAUAUAUUUGUAACAACUAAUGCUGUGCAAUGCAGAAGGACUAAUGGAAAUAUGUGUGGAAAUAUGUGUGUCUGGCAGUCCUGUUAUAGCAAUAGUGUUUAAUAUGUUCGCUCACGUUUAAAGUGUCUGUAAAUAUCGCAGUUGCCUAUAAAACAAAAACAAAGUCACUUGAACAAACAUUAAAUGUUGAUGAAAAGUAAAUGCUCACUGAAAAUAAUCGUGCAUGAAUAGGAAAACAAGCUCACUGAAAUGCUGAAAGGGAGGAAGAAAUGCUUUCUAUGUCUCUUGUUGACGGCAGAAGCCGUGUCAUCACUUUGUAGAAGCUGCAGCCUCCAAACACUUGCAUGGGGUCCUGUUGCUGUUCAUUGUCAUAUUAAUGCAUUUUAAGGCUGAUUUUAAGAACAUUUUUGUUCACUUUUGUGUGAUAAAGUAUUUGGUACUGUGUUUGGCCAGCACUUGAUGUGCAACGCUUAAAAACAUUUGUUAGAUUUAUGGAUUUCAAAUUUCAUAACAAUUCCACCAAAUUAAUUUGAGGAAUCUUUAAGAAAUACAUUUGUAAAUAAAAUAAUAAAAAAAAAAAAACUUAAUAUAUUAAGUUUUAAAAAUGUAAUUUAGUUAAAAAUUAACUCAAUUUGAUGGAACUUUAUUAAUGAAAUUGAAAUGCUAAAUCUUUA